AGACCUGAAAGUGGCACAUGGCAUGAAGACUGUGGACCUGGCAGCAGCAUGAGGAGGCGACAGCAGCAAUGGGAGGCCGUACAGGGACCCAUGACAGACUCUGGACUUGGCAGCAGCAUGAGGAGGCGGUAUAUAGGGGCCCAUGGCAGAUUAGGGGCCUGGCAGCAGCUAUGGGAGGCCCGUAAUCUGCCAGCACCCUAUGUCAAAAAAUUGAACACACACCAGCAGUGUGUGAGGAGACCUGAAAGUGGCACAUGGCAGAGUGUGGCGAUGGAGACAGCAGCAAUGGGAGGAGGCCGUACAGGGACCCAUGAGAGACUCUGGACCUGGCAGCAGCAU
Messenger RNA from Staurois parvus, 339 nucleotides. NCBI's taxonomy places the organism in Eukaryota, Metazoa, Chordata, Amphibia, Anura, Ranidae. The record is from the annotation of a GenBank genome assembly.